Scheffersomyces coipomensis is the source of this 2521-nucleotide messenger RNA. It is a transcript of the gene RIM101, whose product is annotated as alkaline-responsive transcriptional regulator. The coding region runs from base 188 to 2521 and encodes 777 amino acids. Gene Ontology annotation, biological process: positive regulation of transcription by RNA polymerase II. The record is from RefSeq and is a predicted model, not a curated record. Gene Ontology annotation, cellular component: nucleus. NCBI's taxonomy places the organism in Eukaryota, Fungi, Ascomycota, Pichiomycetes, Serinales, Debaryomycetaceae. The transcript has a single exon.
CUACAAAAGGGAACCAACCAACAGUUUUUGUAAUUUUAAACCUUUUUAAUUUAUAAUUCAAUAUUCAUCCCAUCAUAAUCGUAUAAGCCCCCCCAACCCAACCUUUAUCUUAUCUUAUCAUAUCGCAACAUCUAUCUACUUACCAUACAUCCCCCCCUCAUUACACAAUAAUAACUAUAUUCCAAUCAUGAAUUAUAAUUUGCACCCUGUAACUUAUUUAAACGCUUCGGCAAACCUCCAACAACAACAACAACAACAACAACAAGUUCAACAGGUUGAACAACAACAACAACAACAAGUUCAACAACCUUUAGUAACAACCACUUCUAAUAACUCCACCACUAGCAAUCAUACCAUCAAUAAUGAUCCUGAUGCUAUUGAAAUAGAUAACGUAUCUUCAACCACCUCCAAUUCUUCAGCUGGUUCAUCCCCAAAUAAUAAUGGAAGUCCUCAUUCUUCAUUCACAAGUCAAUCAUCAGCAAACUCUCCAAUCUCUGAUGGUAAACAAGUACCCCAACAAUCUCAACAAGUUCAAUCUCAACCUCAACAAGUUCAACAGCAACAAGUUCAACAACAACAACAACAAGUUCACAUACAACCUCCUCAAUCAUUACAUCCUCAACUCAACCAUUACCCAACUUAUUUACAAUCUUAUCCAACCCAACAACCAACCUAUAUCUAUAACCAACAACAACAAGUACAAGUUCCUCAACAACCUUCAAAUGAAAAUGAUCAUGGUUUAAAUAAUAUCUUUCCUCCAACUUACCCAGUUUUAUCUUCUUCAACCAAUAAUUAUUCAACUAAUAAUAACUCCAAUACUGUUCAACAACCAGUUAAACCUCCAAAGAAAACUUAUAAAAAAAUUAAAGCUGAAGAUUUAAGAGGUCCAUUUAGAUGUCUUUGGGGGAAUUGUAAUAUUAUAUUUGAAACUCCUGAAAAAUUAUAUGAUCAUUUAUGUGAUGAUCAUGUUGGUAGAAAAUCGGCUAAUAAUUUAUCAUUAAUUUGUAAUUGGGAAAAUUGUGGAAUUUCAACCGUUAAAAGAGAUCAUAUUACUUCUCAUUUAAGAGUUCAUGUUCCUUUAAAACCUUUCCAUUGUGAUUUAUGUCCAAAAUCAUUUAAAAGACCUCAAGAUUUAAAGAAACAUUCUAAAAUUCAUGCUGAUGAUCAUCCUAAAAAGUUAAAGAAGGCUCAAAAGGAAUUAUUAAAACAACAACAAAGAGAAGCAAAACAAAAAUCAAAAUUAUAUGCUAAUGGUCUUAUUGGUAAACCAACCAAUUCAAAUUUCGAUUUACCAAUGCCAACUAAUAAUAAUAAUUUCUAUCCAACCACUACAUCAACUACCACCACCAAUAAUGAUAUAGGUUAUAAUAAUACUUAUCCAUCAAUUAAUCAACAACAUCAAGAUCUUUAUGAUCAACAACAUUCAAGAAAGAGAAGAUUAGAAAAUAAUUCUCAACAUAAUAUGUAUGUGGUUAAUAGUAUUUUGAAUGAUUUUAAUUUCCAUGGUAUGAAUAAUAAUGGUACUACUACCACUAAUACUACUACUAAUAAUAAUCAAUCAUCUGAAUUUAAGAAAUUAAAACAAGAUGUUAAUCCUCAAUAUAAUUUAGAAAUGUUUAAUAAAUUAAAUCAUAUUGAAGAUCAUUUACAUCAAGGUCAACCACAAUCUACUCAACCAGCUCAACAACAAGGACAAGGACAAGGACAAACUAGUCAACAACAUAAUCCUUCCUUUGCUGCUGUGGCUGCUUUCUCCAAUGGUAAUAUUUAUGAAGCUGAAAAAUUCUUUAAUUCAUUAUCUAAUUCAAUUGAUAUGCAAUAUCAAAACUUAUCUUAUCAAUAUCAACCUCAACAUCCUCAAGGUCAACAAGGUGCUACUAAUACCACUACUGCUACUAAUCCAACUUCAAGUACUACUAUGACAGGUCAACAAUCAUUAUAUCCAUCCUUACCACAAUUAACUUCCUCAGGUUCAACAUCUACUAAGAAUAAUGAUUCUAUAAUGACAACUAAUCAAAAUUCAUUCUUACCAACUUCUUAUCCUCAAAUUAAUAGAUCAUUAGGUAAUACUUAUUAUAAUCAUCAUCAUUCCAAUUUUGGAAAUCCAAUUGGUAUGGAAUUUGGAGGGGUUUCAACUUAUCAAAAAUCAGGUCAAUCAUUACCCCAAGCUGAAGAAGAUGAUGAUGAUGAUGAAGAAGGUAUGGUUGAAGUUAAAGAAGAUGUCAGUUCGGAUGAUCUUGAUAGUGAAGAUGUUGAUGAAGAUGAAGAAGAAGAUGAUGAUGAAGAAGAAGUUGAAGAAUUAUUCAAUAAAUUAUCAAUCAAUAAUGAUGAUCCAUUCAACUUGGAUACUAUUGCCAAACAUAGAGAUAUGAUAUUAGUAGUUUGCCAAUAUAUCAAACAACAAAUUGAGGCAUCUAAAGCUUCAGAACAACAAAAUACUACGAUAAUUAAGACUGAAGAUGAAUCUAAUUCAACCACCAGUUCAAAUUCAAGUCUUUAUCCUAAGAUUGCUGCUUUCUAA